AUAUCAAAUCAAUCUGCUAUUGAAAAGAAAAAUGGCGAACUAAUGCUCGAUGUUAGAUGUAUAUAAAAUUAAAAGUCAAAUUAAGUGAAUUAUUGUGCAAUGAGAAUAUAUUUAUAUAUAAAUUUGGAAAUUUAAUCAUGAAAUGAAAAAUGAUUUAUAUUUUUUAUUAUAUUACAAACUGAAGAAAAAAUUCGUAUAUUAUAAAUUCAUAUGAUAAAAAAAUGACAAAUAAUUUAUGAAUCAUUACAAAGUAUUUCUUUAUAUUAUUUACAACUAUAUUAUUUAUAAAUAUUUGAAUUGUAUAUAUAUAUAUAUGUAUAUUGAUUUUCAGUUGUUUUCAAAAAAAUUUUGCUUUGUAAAAAUAUUAUUAUAGAAAAUGUCUAUAUUAGAAAUGAAUAAUCUAUCUAAAGAUAAAGAAAUAAUAGAAAAUUCUCAGCACUUUAAAGAGCGUGCAGAGCGAAAUCGUCAAAAAGCAUUACUUUUAAAAAAAUCUAAGAUAAUUUCCCAUCCUUACAUAAAAAGUGAAUGUAAAGAUUCAACAAAAGGUACAUGCUUAAAAAUUCAAGGACAACAUGUUAUAGAUAGUGGAGGAGGUUUUCUUAUAGAAGAAAGUGAUGAGUUAGAAGAACAAAUGCUAAAAAUAACAUCAGAACCUGCUCCUAUUGUUGUUAAUUUACCUCAUUGUGAAGAAUGUAAAAAUGAAUUUAAAGAUUCAUAUCUUCUACAAACAUUUGAUAUAUCUGUAUGUGAUAAAUGCAGGGAUCCUAAGGGCAAGCACUCUUUAAUUACAAAAACUGAAGCAAAACAAGAAUAUCUAUUAAAAGAUUGUGAUUUUGAUAAAAGAGAGCCUCCAUUAAAAUAUAUCACAAAAAAAAAUCCCCAUAAUGUAAAUUGGGGCGAAAUGAAAUUGUAUUUGCAAUUGCAAAUAGAACAGAGAGCUUUAGAAGUAUGGGGUUCUGAAGAAAAAUUAUUAAAGGAAAAAGAAUUACGUGAUGUUAAAAGAGAAGGAAUUAAAAUUAAAAAAUUUAAUAAGAAGAUUAAACAAUUAAGAAUGCAAGUUAGAAGUUCUUUGUAUGAUAAAACAUCAAAAGCAUCUCAUACACAUGAAUUUGGAGAAGAUUUAUAUAAUGAAGAUAAUGAUACAUAUACACAUAACUGCAUUACUUGUGGAUAUGAAGAAACAUAUGAAAAAAUGUAAAUUUUAUAGUAAUAGUGAAUUUUAUAAUAUCUAUUAUUGGGUCAUGUUUUUUUAAAAGUAUAAUUUUUUUAUAUUAAAUAAAUUUGUUUAUUAUUCAAAUAGAACGUAUACAUUUGAAAAAAAUUUUUCUUAUUUAUUUAUUUAUUAUAUCUUUUUUUUAUUUAAUUAUAAUUUAAAUUUCUUUUUCAUAAUAAGAAAAAUUUUAUAUAUAAUGUAUAUUUAAUUUUUAUAUUAUUAAUUAAAUAAUUAAAAACAAAAAAUAAUUUAAUUUGUAUUUAUAUUUUAAUAUCAUAUAUAGAAUAAUAUAUUUGUAAGACAUAUUUGGAAGAUUAAUUCUAAUGAUCAAAACAAACACAAGAGUUAGUAUGUAAGGUUUAAAAUUUAUUUAAAUUAUGAGCAAUUUAAGUUCGUAUUAAAUGAAAUAAAGAUGGUAAAGAAAACAGAGCUAUCUUGUUGUAUCUAUAUCUUGUUUAAUAUAAACUUUAAUUGUUUAUAAUUUAAUAAAUUAAUCUUGAACAACAUUUUGAUAUACUAAUUUUUGCUUAUUUUAGCUUCUAGAAUUAAUCCUGCAAAAAUGUUGCAUAAAUAUAUUUCUUUUUUAAGUAAAACAAUUUGAUUGUAUUCAAUAUACUACAUAAUGUACAGUUUUCGAUCAUAUUUUUUUUUUCACUAUUAUAUAAUAACCUAAUUACAACUAAAAAUUAAUAUUGCAUAAUAUAUAAAAAUAUGACUGUAUAGGCAAAAAGAAAUAAUCUUUACAUUAUAUUAAUUUUAUACAACCACAGUUAACAUAUUUCACUGUAAAUUAAGAAUAUAUAUAUUCCUUUACAUUAAAAAUAUAAUGUUCAUAAUAUAAACUUGC
Molecule: messenger RNA, 2060 nt
Organism: Apis cerana (Asiatic honeybee)
Lineage: Eukaryota; Metazoa; Arthropoda; Insecta; Hymenoptera; Apidae
Gene: Xpac
Product: DNA repair protein complementing XP-A cells homolog Xpac
Biological process (GO): nucleotide-excision repair, DNA damage recognition; base-excision repair; nucleotide-excision repair involved in interstrand cross-link repair
Cellular component (GO): nucleotide-excision repair factor 1 complex
Molecular function (GO): damaged DNA binding
Source: RefSeq, a predicted model, not a curated record